This is a messenger RNA of Vicia villosa (hairy vetch), 1260 nucleotides long. RefSeq lists its product as uncharacterized. NCBI's taxonomy places the organism in Eukaryota, Viridiplantae, Streptophyta, Magnoliopsida, Fabales, Fabaceae. The coding region runs from base 1 to 1260 and encodes 419 amino acids. The record is from RefSeq and is a predicted model, not a curated record. The transcript is spliced from 2 exons.
AUGGUGAACGAUGAUUCCAAAGACGAUGUUGAAGGUGUAAUACCUCCAAUUUCAACAUACACACCGCCGUCUCACAUGUCGAACAUUGACAUGGCCGAUGAUGAACCCUCAUCAGACAUAUUCCACAACGUCUGUAUGCAGUCAGAUGCAACUUUAAAAGAAAAAGAUAGUUUUCGUCCGAAGGAUGAGUGCAUGCGAGCAAUAAAAAAGUUCCACAUGUUAAACUCUGUGGAUUUUAAAGUGGACCAAACAAAUGUAGAACGGUACAAAAUCAAAUGUACCAAUACUAAGUGUUUGUUCAAGCUCACUGCUUCAUACAGGUUGAGAAGUGAUUCAUGGGUGAUAGGCAAAAUUUCUCAACCUCACACUUGCAUCAACUCUUCUCGCUCGCAAGAUCAUCGUAAGUUAAGUUACGAUCUGAUAUGUCAAGAAAUCUUACCUCUCAUCAACAAUGAUCCAUCGUUGAAGGUGAGAACAAUAAUUUCUCACAUCACUAAAGUAUACAACUAUACGCAGGCGAUUGAACAAGUAUACGGUAAUUGGGAGGAAUCAUACAAAGAGUUACCCCGCUACUUAAAUGCACUCUGCACUUAUGCGCCUGGUACUGUUUAUGAGAUGGAAACAUUUCCCGCGUAUGCCCCAAAUGGUACUCUUGUCAGCGGAAAUGGAAUAUUUCGUCGUCUAUUCUGGGCCUUCCAACCUUGCAUCAGAGGGUUUGCGUUCUGCAAACCUAUUAUUCAAAUAGAUGGAACGUGGUUGUACGGAAAAUACAAAGGCACCUUACUGAUGGCAGUCGCACAAGACGGAAACAACAACGUCUUCCCAAUUGCAUUCGCUCUAGUCGAGGGAGAGACCGGUGGAGGUUGGAGUUUCUUUCUCAAAAAUCUCAGAACACACGUGGCUCCACAAGCUGGUCUCUGUUUGAUCUCUAAUAGACAUGCUUCUAUUGUGAGUGCAUACAAUAACCCGGCUAAUGGGUAUGCAUUAACUCAACCAUCUUUCAAACAUUACUGUAGAGAGAUCAGACUGUCAAAUCUAGAUGCAGGUACUUGGAAUGAUAAUAUUUCAGUGGAGAAGUGGACUAGGUCAUACGACAAUGGACAUCGAUGGGGACACAUGACAACAAAUCUUGUUGAAUCAAUGAACGGUGUCUUCAAAGGCAUACGCCACCUCCCUGUAACCGCUUUGGUAAAAUCAACAUAUUUUAGGAUGGCUUCAUUGUUUGCACAAAGAGGUGAAAGGUGGGACGCUGUGUUAUGA